Frieseomelitta varia is the source of this 1275-nucleotide messenger RNA. Its product is annotated as mannose-P-dolichol utilization defect 1 protein homolog. NCBI's taxonomy places the organism in Eukaryota, Metazoa, Arthropoda, Insecta, Hymenoptera, Apidae. The coding region runs from base 441 to 1064 and encodes 207 amino acids. The transcript has 6 exons. The record is from RefSeq and is a predicted model, not a curated record.
UUCGAGUACUUUCCGGGAUCGACGAUGCAUUUCACAAAAGGAGGAACUGCAGCCACCAAUGUGGUUGCACAAUUCGAAAUGAUUUUACAUUGUCAUACAUGAAGCGUUUUAAAAAGUUCCUAGACGAAAAUUCACUAAAUGCGGAUAAACACAAUAUCGACAGCGCUAUCGUGUUGUUGAGUGGACGUGUUUUCGGACUGAUAAUUACGAAUUUUAAUUUAUAAUUAACGUGCAUGCAUUUUCUGCAGCUAUAAUCACGUAAGAAGAAGUAAAAAUGUCACAGAUGUGUGUGAAUGGUUGUCAAUGUAAUUGUUAACAUGUACAUCCAUAUAGUUGUACAUAAAUACGUCAGCGUUAUUCGCUCUGACAGUUUUUAUACAAACAAAAGCUAACUAAUGAUUAAAUAUUGAAAAACAGGUACAUAAAUUAGACAAUUUAAAAUGUUGCUCCAACAUUUUGCAGAUUUUUUGAGCCUUAUAACAAUAGGUAUGUGUUUCAUAUUAAAGAUUCCUCAGAUUUUGAAUUUAUUGACUGCUAAAUCAGCAGAUCAGAUCUCAGUUGUAGGCCUUUUAUUAGAAUUGACUAGUUAUACUGUGAUGACUAGUUAUAAUUUUACAAAUGGUUAUUCAAUACUAUCUUAUCUGGAAUAUCCUGUUAUUUUAUUACAGGAAUAUAUUUUAAUAUUCCUAGUUUUAAAGUAUUUAAAUAAAAUAAACACAUCCUCAAUUCUAGUCUCAAUACUUUAUUUUAGCAUAAGUAUUUCAUUUGCAAUGCAACUUAUCCCAAAAGUCGUUCUUACGAUUUUAGCGCCAUUGUGUACCCCAAUUUCUGUCUCGAGCAAAAUUGUUCAAUUAAUGGCCAUUUAUCAGGCGAAAAAUGCGGACACAGUAUCGCCGAUUACUUGGUUUAUUUCCGCAUUUACUAACUUAACGAGAGUAUUUACCAUAUGGAUGGAUUCUGCAGACAUUUUACUACUAGGAAAUUUUAUCAUCUCUGUGAUUUUGAGUUCGAGUAUUAUGUUUUCCGCUAUUUAUUAUAGAUGGAAUCGAGUAAAACGAGAUUAAAAUGCUCAAAAGCGACACAAUGCUGUGAAUCUGGUCAAAUGUAUGUGCCAUGUGGUCCUUCUUCCUCGGUAUUUAUCAAUGAAAAACAAUGCAACUCUAUAGCAAUAUGUACUUAUAAACUUAAACGAACAUUAAUUCUAAAAGCGUACAUUAUUUAUUGUACAUAGGUGAACAUUCAAAGUGAAUAAAAAAAUUUUACCAAUAGAUUAAA